Molecule: messenger RNA, 3341 nt
Organism: Bacillus rossius redtenbacheri
Lineage: Eukaryota; Metazoa; Arthropoda; Insecta; Phasmatodea; Bacillidae
Gene: mRRF2
Product: ribosome-releasing factor 2, mitochondrial
Exons: 2
Coding region: 559-2703 (714 amino acids)
Biological process (GO): ribosome disassembly; mitochondrial translation
Cellular component (GO): mitochondrion
Molecular function (GO): GTPase activity; GTP binding
Source: RefSeq, a predicted model, not a curated record
GAUCUUUACAUCAGUUCUGUACUGGAAGUUUGGUAUUUCUUGGUGCUGAGUGAGAGAGCGUGCAUAUAAGUAGGGGUGUCCAAAGCUUCUAAAAUAGUAAUUGAUUUCAAAGACAUAUCUAAAACAUUCACUUGAAUGAAAUCUGAAAUAAGAUGCCAAAAGUUAUUUUAAGAACAUAAUGCUGUGAAAGCCUGAUAAAGGUGGUGGUUUUGGAAAAAAAAGUGCACAGAAAAAGUAAUAAUUAUUUCAUUCAAACAUUUAUAAAUCAGAAUUAAGAAUAAAAUCGUAAAGUAGAAGGUAAAAACGUAGAUAAGAUGAAGGAAGAAUGCGUGUGAAAUAAGUUUCGUUUUCGUUAGUUGGUCAGCCUGCGAUUUCGCUUUCAAAGAACGCCAGUAGAGAGCAGUUGCAUCCCGUGUAUUCGAUUGUGAAGCAACGUUCACUUGUAAGAAUAGUGAAACAAGCAGGUGUGUGCGCGAAUGGUGAAGUAAUAUUUGAUUAGUGACUUGGAUUAUUCCUUACGUCUCGGCGCACCCCGUAAGGUUAUUGCAUACGGCGGGCAUGCGGCGCGUGAGGAACCUCUGCGUGCUGGCGCACGUGGACGCGGGCAAGACCACGACGACGGAGCGCAUGCUGUACUACGCGGGGGCGACGCGCGCCAUGGGCGAGGUGCACCGCGGCAACACCGUCACGGACCACCUGGAGCAGGAGCGCCGGCGCGGCAUCACCAUCGCCUCGGCGGCCGUCACGCUGGCGUGGCGCGGCCACCGCCUCAACCUGCUCGACACGCCCGGUCACGUCGACUUCACGGCCGAGGUGGGCCAGGCGCUGGCCGCCGCCGACGGCGUGGUCGUCGUGCUGGACGGCUCGGCGGGCGUCGAGGCGCAGACGGUCACCGUGUGGCGCCAGGCGGCCGCGCGCGCGCUCCCGCGCCUCGUCUACGUCAACAAGAUGGACCGCCGCGACGCCGACCUGGCCGCCAGCGUCCACUCCCUGCAGGCCAGGUUAGACCUGCCGGCGCUGCAGCUGCAGCGGCCCGUGCUGGACGGCGGCCUCAAGGCCAUCGUGGACCUGGUGGCCCUGGAGAAGCUCGCCUGGGACCCGGACACGCAGGGCAAGAGGUACUCGGCCGAGAAGCUGUGUCCCCGCGAGCACGGCGGCCUGUGGGAAGACGCCCUGCGCGCCAGGGCCGCCCUGGUGGACGCGCUGGCUGACGCCGACGACGACCUGGCGGAGCUCGUGAUCCGGGAGGAGAGCGUGGACGGCGUGCCCGCGGAGGCGAUCGUCCAGGCGACGAGGAGGGUCACCGGGAAGUGCGCGGGAGUCCCGGUGCUCUGCGGCAGCUCGUACAAGAACAUCGGCGUGCAGCCCCUGCUUGACGCCGUGGUGCGCUACCUGCCCUCGCCCGACGAGAGGAACACGGAGCUGCAGCGGGCGUUCGGCGACCAGCUGUGCGCGCGCGCCUUCAAGGUGGCGCACGACGACCAGAGGAGGGCGGUCACGUACCUGCGGCUGUUCUCCGGGCGGCUCACCAAGGGGCGGCGGCUGUACAACGUGAGCCAGGACAACUCGGAGGUGGCGGGGAAGGUGAUGGAGCCGCACGCGGACAGCGGCGAGGAGGUGGACUGCGUGGAGGCGGGCGGCAUCGCGGCGGUGGCGGGGCUGCGGUGGGCGGCGACGGGCGACCUGCUGGCCGCCAGCGCCGCCGCCGCCGCCGCCGCCAGGAGCGCCCUGCAGAGCGACCUGGGCGAGGAGGCGGCGCGGCGCCUGCUCGCCAACCCGUGGAGCGCGCCGGCGCCGGUGUUCUUCUGCGCGGUGGAGCCCGAGUCGCAGGCGCAGCAGGCGGCGCUGGAGCGAGCCUUGGAGCAGCUGCGGCGCGAGGACCCCAGCCUGCGGGUGCGCGCGGACCAGGACACGGGCCAGACCGUGCUGGGCGGCAUGGGCGAGCUGCACCUGGAGGUGGUGCGCGGCCGCCUGCAGUCGGAGCACGGCCUGCAAGUGGAGCUGGGCGCGCUGCAGAUCGCCUACAAGGAGGCGCUGGCCGGCGAGGCGCGCGACACGCUGGCCGUGAGGCAGCGCAUCGCCGCGGGCACGCACGCCGUCACGCUGGAGCUGUCCGUGCGGCCCCUGGAGCAGGGCGAGGGGGAGGGGGAGCUGGUGCGGCUGGACCGCGGGCCCGACAGCGCGGCCAACACGGCGGCGGUGCGCCCCCGCAGCCUGGCGGCGGUGCGGCGCGGCGUGGAGGCGGCGCUGGCGCGCGGCCCGCGGCUCGGCUGCCCCGUGGCCGCCGCCGCCGUCACGCUGCACUGGUUCGAGGCGACGCGCGGCACGGCGGACACGGUGGUGACGGCGGCGGCGGCGCGGCUGGCGGGGCGGCUGCUGCGCGAGGCGGGCACGCGGCUGCUGGAGCCCGUCAUGCUGCUGGAGGCGGCGCUGCCGGCGGAGGACGAGGCGGGCGCGCGCGCCGUCAUGGCGGACCUGGGGCGGCGGCGCGCGCGGGUGCAGGGCGCGGCGGCGGCGAGGGGCGGCGCGCGGGUCGUCUCGGCGCUGGUGCCGCUGGCCGAGCUGCUGGGCUACUCGCGCGACCUCCGCACCUUCACGUCGGGCGCCGCCUCCUUCACGCUGCAGCUGCACGGCUACGAGCGCAUGGCGGCCCACGACGAGGCGCGCGCUGUCAAGGCCGUCACGGGGCUGGACGAGGCGUGACGCCUCCCGCGCUGUUCUUCUGGCAGUUCCUCCGGCUUGUCGCACGGCGCUCACUGCGUACAAAUAACCUGAAACUACCGCGGGAGCUAUUCAAUGUUAUUUAAUUUCCAUAACUCAGUAGAAAACAAUUUUUUUUUGUUAGUUCGUAGGGUUGGUUAGCUCUGCAUGUUAAACUGCAGUGGAGUUUUUACGCAUCCCGUGUUUAUUCUUAACAUCAAAUAACAUGCCAAAGUAAGUUAGAUACUUCAGUAUAACAAGAAUCUAGUCAAGUAGGCUGUCUUGCAGAAACGUUUCGACAACCCUUUAUUACAAAUCGCAAUUAUUAAUGGUGAUGUUUGAUUUUGAUUUUGUGUUUGUUUGCCGUAGAAUGUAAGUAGUUCCGAUUUUGUGAGAUUAUUUACAUUAAUCCUCACAUCCCGACUUUGUUAUUCUUGGCCAUGUUGUUGUGUAUGUAGUUACAGUGCAAAGUUUCGUUAAAAUAAAGUUUAUUGGAUACUGUUUAGAAUUGAUUUUUUAUUUUUAUUUCUGUGGUGUUGUGAUUACAGGUUAUAGCUUAAAACCUGAGGGGAUUUGAACUGCCACAAAAUAAAGUGUUUAAUUUCGAUAGUCGAAAUUCAUUAUUUUGUAACUUGUCUAAU